AAAGUACACUAUCUUUCGGUUCAAAGUUUUUGAUCAAGCUUCAGCAGUAUGUUCAAAAAAGUUACCCAAUCCAUAGCAAAGCAGAUGGAUCCAAAGGGAGAACUGAUUCCAGUUUCUAGUAUCUCGGACCAAGAACAUUUCAGACUGUUCUGCCUAGUUAGAAGAAAAGGAAAAACCAUUUUUAACCGAAAUCCUGGCUACAGGAGAACAGAGUAUAACCUCUAUGAUGUGCUGCUACCUGGAGAAGACAAAACAAGUGCAGAGCCCCUCAUCCCUGCUAAGGAUGUUCAAGAUUCAAGCCAAGUUACACUCACACACCACGUCGAUGGCAAAAUUCAAGGGAAACUUCAAAUUCCUGUUAACUCUGCAAACACAGAAGUAUCUCUAUCUACCUGCUGGUCCAAAGACAGGUCCAUCAAGCUGGAAAAGAAACACAUUCCAGUAGCAAAACUUGAGUCACUGAAAGCAGAAAGAAAAAUCAAUAUGAAACAUUCCUUCAUUCAACAGUUAAAGAAAAAGCAACAGAAUUUGUUUGUGGUUUCUGAAUCGAUACAAGUCUUAGAGGAAACCAAAUGUGAGGAAACCAGCAAGAUAGAAGGGAACUUAAUGGUCCAGCUUUACGCCAAGUUCAUCACAGAGGGCACCGGAGGCUUCAGACAAGGCAUAACUAUAUCCAAAGGCUGCACCAUGGCGUUCAGGACAACACAGCUAUUAAUUGGAGACGGAUCAUGGGAUAUUUGCCAUUUCCCGGAGGAUGAUGAACAAACAUUCAUGUCUGAUGGCAAGCAGUUUUUCUCCAAGUUAUCUGUGGAUCUGCACAAUAUAUUUUUAAAAUCCUUCAAAGCUGUGAUGAGAAACAGGAACCUCUUUCAAGAGCUGGCCCAGAAAAUGGAAGCUGUUCUUUAUGAUACUGGCAAAUGUGAGUUGGAAACAGACAGCCCGGAUUUAAAAGACCUACUGCUCAGUUUACGGGAUUCUCCGAGUCCCCUCCUCCUGGGGCUUGCAGAAGGAAUUAACUACACCCUUUAUGCUCUGGAGGAAUUAACAGAAGAUCAGCUGCUGCUAUUGCUAGAGUCUUUGGAAGAGAAGAUUGUGUCUCAACAGCUUGAGCUGGUCAAGAGCAUCUUGGAACAUGACAUAGAAAACACAGAGAGGUGCUUCAGCGUGGAUGCCAGGCUGCUCUCCUUCUCCCAGGAGCAGGGACAAAAAUUAACCACUGUAAUGUUAGAGAUGAGCGGAGUGAAGAUUCAGAAAAACGGAUGGGCUGAAUGUGAGCAAGAGGCCUUCACAACCCUAGCAGCCCUGUACGCAUCGCUGUACGCGCUACAUCUUCUGAGCGGGUCAGACUAG
Molecule: messenger RNA, 1350 nt
Organism: Tinamus guttatus (white-throated tinamou)
Lineage: Eukaryota; Metazoa; Chordata; Aves; Tinamiformes; Tinamidae
Source: RefSeq, a predicted model, not a curated record